AUGGCUUUUCAAUUAAUACCUCAAGAUGGCAUGAAGAGACCUCCACUUCCCUACCAGGACGAUAUUAGGGCCUUCACCAAGGAAUAUGCAGAAGCCCUCGAUGCACGGGAUCCUCUGCGUCAAUUCAGAGAUGAGUUUAUCAUCCCCUCCAAACCGGAUCUGAAGAGACUAUCGUUGGCUGUUAAUGACAAAUCCGAUGACUCUUCCGAUCCACGAUGUAUCUAUCUGUGUGGUAACUCGCUCGGGGUGCAGCCUCGCAGCAUACGGAAAUAUAUCGAGCAUUACCUGCGAACCUGGGCAAUCAAAGGCGUAACGGGGCAUUUUACACCUCAUGAUGAUCAGUUGCUUCCCCCGUUUGUUGAUGUGGAUGAGGCCGGGGCAAAACUUAUGGCUCCAAUCGUUGGUGCACUCCAGAGCGAGGUCGCGGUCAUGGGUACCCUGACAGCCAAUCUGCACCUGUUAAUGGCAAGCUUUUACAGGCCCACUCGGGACAGGUAUAAGGUCAUUAUCGAAGGCAAAGCCUUCCCAAGUGAUCAUUAUGCAGUUGAAUCCCAAAUAAAGCAUCAUAAUCUGGACCCCAAGGACGCAUUGGUUCUCAUCGAGCCAAAAGACACUGCCCGACCUACCCUGACCACGGAGCACAUACUCCAGGUGAUUGAUGCGAACGCAUCCAGCACGGCUGUCCUGCUCCUUUCGGCUAUCCAAUUCUACACUGGCCAGUAUUUCGAUAUAAAAAGGAUUACUGCCCAUGCUCAAUCUAAAGGUAUCACUGUAGGUUGGGAUUGUGCCCACGCAGCAGGAAACGUUGAUUUGCAACUACACGAUUGGAACGUGGACUUUGCAGCCUGGUGUACUUAUAAAUACCUCAACAGUGGACCCGGAGGAAUGGCGGCAAUGUUUGUCCAUGAGAGACAUGGAAGAGUAGACAUGGACAAAGCUAGCCCUGGUGGUGAACCGUUUCAGCCCCGGUUCUCCGGCUGGUGGGGAGGCGACAAGAAAACCCGGUUCCUCAUGAACAACAACUUUCUACCCCAGCCCGGUGCGGCAGGAUAUCAAGUGUCGAAUCCAUCUGUGUUGGACAUGAAUGCAGUAGUGGCAUCUCUUGAGAUUUUCAACAGAACGUCAAUGGCGAAAAUCCGCCAAAAGUCUCUGAGUCUCACGGGUUACCUUGAGUAUCUGCUCCUGACAUAUCCUCUUAACACACCGCCGGAGGAGAAGCCCUUUACCAUUAUCACCCCGUCGGACUCUGCCCAGCGCGGUGCACAGCUCAGUCUGAGACUACAGCCCGGUCUUCUGGACCAUGUAUUGGAGGUUUUCGAGAAAAAUGGAGUCGUUAUCGAUGAGAGAAAGCCAGAUGUUAUUAGGGUUGCGCCGGCACCUCUAUAUAACACAUAUGCAGAUGUGCGGGAGUUCUGUCAGAUAUUCUUUACUGCUUGUCGCGAGGCCGUGAAGGCUCGGAAAUAA
Aspergillus tanneri is the source of this 1464-nucleotide messenger RNA. It is a transcript of the gene bna5-1, whose product is annotated as kynureninase. The record is from RefSeq and is a predicted model, not a curated record. Gene Ontology annotation, molecular function: kynureninase activity; pyridoxal phosphate binding. Gene Ontology annotation, biological process: NAD+ biosynthetic process. Gene Ontology annotation, cellular component: cytoplasm. Lineage: Eukaryota; Fungi; Ascomycota; Eurotiomycetes; Eurotiales; Aspergillaceae. The coding region runs from base 1 to 1464 and encodes 487 amino acids. The transcript is spliced from 4 exons.